UUCUCUUUGUACUGAGAGAAGAGUUGAGGCCGGCUCUGCUGCUGUCUGUCUUUUUUAUAUAAGCGGAGUUUGCAUGCUGUAAAUAGCCCAAUAAGCCGGUUACACUUUACGUUUCGCCGUCCCCGUCGGUCCCGUGUGUUUUGUCCACUGCCAGAGUCCCUCUGAGCGAUUUUGGACAACAAAAGCAGCAGGUCCAAACGUUGUUUCUUCGGGGGAGUCGCACAUUUCUCAGCCGGCGGAUUUUUUCAGUGCGGAAAAGCGAGCAGCCGCGCGUCCACAGACCGCUUCGCCUCCUCUCCGUCGCCCCUUUCACCACUUCCACACCUCCGGGGGGCGAUUUUCUUUCUUCCCCCAAAACCGAGCGACCAUGGCUGCUGUAACGAGCCCGGAGACGAGCCCUCAACCCCGGGUGUAUUUCCAGACGCCGGCCGGCACCACGGAGGAACCGGAGACACCCGUUCGGAAGCAGGGACGCGUAACCGUCAAAUACGACCGCAAGGAGCUGAGGAAGAGACUGAACCUGGAGGAGUGGAUUAUCGACCAGCUAACGGACCUCUACGACUGUGAGGAGGAGGCCAUCCCAGAGCUGGAAAUCGACGUGGAUGAGCUGCUGGAUAUGCCGAGUGACGUCGAACGGGCAGCCAGGGUCAAGGACUUACUGGUCGACUGUUUUAAACCCACUGAAGACUUCAUCUCAGAGCUGCUCGACAAGAUUCGAGGGAUGCAGAAGCUCUCCACGCCUCAGAAGAAAUGAUGGCUCCUCCUUCUCUUCUUCCCCUCCACCUCAGCCCUCUCCCCUCGUCUUCCUACCGCGCUUUCCAUCCUUUUGUUUUGAUGUCAGUCUUCUUCGAUUGAAGAUCGUCAUUGAAAUCUUCUAACUGAACCUUGUCGUUAGGCCCCCUUUUCCAUCUCUUUUGCUCUUUCUGCCUGGAUCCAGCCCCAUAAAUCGCUUUUAUUUUUCAUUUUUUUGUGACCUUGCCUUGUGGUUUGAUGGACUUCCUUCUUAAAAACCAUCAGCAAAGAAGUGGAAGUAAAGAAUUCAUAAUAUCCAGGCCCAAACAACAGCAACAACAGGCGAUUCAUUGGUCUUAAUCCAGGCACACUUCCUUCUCCUUUUCACUCCUGCUCCUCCUUCACCCUUUGUUUGGCUUCACUCAUCUUCCUCAUCCAACUCUUCUUCCUCCCACCCUUGCUCACACCACCCUCCAUCUGUCUGAGGAGGAAGCGAAGAGGAGCUGAGAUGAGACUAGCCCCAUAAUUACGGAGAGCGGAGCGGCCGAGAGUGGGAAGAGGAACAAGAGAGAGAGUCUGCAACAGCCAAGAAGAGAGUGGAAGGAGGAAGCAGCCAAUCAGCUUGAAGCAGGGCCUAAUCAUUGCUUAUGUCUCGACCAAUGAGAGUCCUUAUUUUGUUAUUUGUAAGGGGUAUAAAGUUGUAAGUGAUCCAGCUAGCAACCAUGACUCUCUUGAUAUUUUCUAGUUCAGUCUGAGGGCACGGAAGUAUUCACUUGACUUUAGUUUUUUAAUUUUAAACUUUUUUUUCGGGGGAUCCGUACAGUCUUUUCAGAUCAUUUCCCCCCUGUAAUCAGAGGCAUUUGCUUCAGUGGUGCAUUUAAAGACUGUCGUUUUUUUGUGUGUGUGCGUGUGUAUCUCUUGAGAAAUCUGCACUAUGUCAUUUGGGAAGAAAGUCUGAACUUAUGACCACAAAGAAUAAUGUAUGGUGUGUCGAGGAAAAUUUGAUCCCUGGAAAUAGUGGAACUUUAAAAUAAGUCACUGGUUGGCUGUGGUGGUCAUUCGGUCCUACUCAUUUUAGGCUAAAAGUCUUCCCAUAAGGCUAGAGUAGAAGUAGGUUCUCUUAGGUCGGGUGUGCAGGAAUAGAAAUUCUUGAAAAAAAGAAAACGGAAAAAAAAGAGCUAAGUGUGUGUUUCCUUUCCUCAGAUGUGUGGUGCAGUCGUAAGAGGGGCUCUUUAGAAGCCACUGCUGUCCAGCCUGCACAUACAUAUGUACGUCUGUGUGUUGCUAAAUGCUACGUGUGUGUGUGUGUUGCUACAUAAUGUACAGCAACAUUCAUAAUAGGAGUGUUUUUUUCUGGCCUGUAUAUUCUGCUGUUCUGUACGACAAAUUAGAUUUUUAGUAUAGGACUGGUUCCUGUUUUGGGGUUUUUUGGGGUGUUUUUUUUCUGGAUGCAUUUUGUCACACACACACACUGACAGUCCGACAGGGGGACCCAGAACAAAGCUGCCUUGUUUGUUUGUUUUUUUAAUCACAAUCCCGCUGUUUCUUUCUUAUUGUCUCUUUUUAUCUUAGAAUUGAUUUAGUCCACCCCGUCAGUUCAGAGCUGUCACACCUACAGGGAAACUCUGAAAAUGGCCAUGUUGGUGUAGAGACUUUGUACUGUCCUCUGCCUGACAGUAGACCCACCAAUGAGACGUCUGAAUGGGAGGGAUGGAGGGAGGGAGGCCACUGUCUUACAUUGAAGCUGUCUAAAUGCAUUCACCCUUCUUUUUCCCCCCUUUCUCUGAAUCACACACACGCCACCCUUGGGGCGGAAGAAGCGGAAACACAUUAGCAAACACAGCUGCCUCUCACACAGAUGUACACACACACACACACACACACACACACACACACACACACACACACACACACACACACAACAAAGCGCUGAGAGUGAAAGAGAGAGAAAGACAGGUCCAUAGCUGUCACAAGAUCUGUGCGUUUCCCUGCUGCAGCUGCCAAUCAUCUCCAAGAAUAAGCCAUCUGUUUCUGAUCCUGAGCCAAUCAGAUCAGAGACCGAAGCUCAUCGGCCAAUUGGAGAAGUGGUAGCGUUUCGCUGUGAUUCCUGUGGCCAAUUGCUGACACCUGCGGUGACAGCAGACCUCCACUGGCUGUCUCUUUCUCUCUCUGCGCCAACACACACACACACGCACACACAAUGGCCCAUUUUCAUCUUGCUGCUCUGUCAUUUCUCCCUGGCAUCCUCUCCCUCCACCUCCUCCCACCCAUUUUCAUCCCUCUGUCCACCCUCCCCUCUCUCCUUUCUUCAGUUUCCUUUCCUUGUUUUUAAAAAACAGAUGUUGCCUUAGGUAUUAUUUAUGUUAUACAAACCAAAUAAACGGGAGACAUUCAUUUUUUUUAAAAGGUAACGCAAACUGCUAAAGAUGUGCGUUACUGAGCAGAACUGCGGCAUGUGGAGAAUCUUGAUCUUCUGUCGCUCAGUUUCUUUUCCUUUUUUUUAAAAAAAACAAUUAUUAACAAUGAGAUUCUGUUGGGUUUUUUUUUUUUUUUUUUUUAGAAGUGAGUGUUUAAUACUUAGGCCUUGAUACAGUGAUUUUAUUUAGAUAAAACAAUGUUCUUUACAUUCACCAUUUGAAUACUGCUCUGUUUUUAUUGUGACCAUGACACUUCUUGAUGCCAGGCCUUGGAUUAACAUGUAGUCGAACAAAAAUCCAUUCAGAUACAUUUUGGUGCGAUUGUUUUUGCCUUCCUUGUGUGGUUUCCAAAUGAAGCACGAUCUGCAUUUCUUUGGAGACGUUCUGAUUGGUCGGAUUGUAGGCAAGCUCAAUUAGUAGCUGAAUUUGAGUGGAUUUUCAUUUCUAAAUCCAGGUUUGGAUUAUACCUUCUUAGACUGUUAUUGAGAAGUCUGUUUUUUUACUGUUGGGGAAAAUUGCAAAAAAAAUAUAUAUAUACUGAUUAUUAUGAUUGAGGCUAAUUACAAGAGCUAAAUCAUGUGAAUUGGAAGAGUGGAAGUGUUUUUGGACAAUGAUUAGAUCAAACCAACAAACAAAUGUAGCAAUAUCAACAACAGGUCUUGUUUUUGCCCAAUUUUGUUACACUUUUAUGCAACUUUAAUAAAAACAUGUGAAAUGGA
Messenger RNA from Chelmon rostratus (copperband butterflyfish), 3868 nucleotides. It is a transcript of the gene ppp1r14bb, whose product is annotated as protein phosphatase 1, regulatory (inhibitor) subunit 14Bb. NCBI's taxonomy places the organism in Eukaryota, Metazoa, Chordata, Actinopteri, Chaetodontiformes, Chaetodontidae. Bases 368 to 754 code for a protein of 128 amino acids. Gene Ontology annotation, biological process: innate immune response; regulation of phosphorylation. Gene Ontology annotation, cellular component: cytoplasm. The transcript has 4 exons. Gene Ontology annotation, molecular function: protein serine/threonine phosphatase inhibitor activity. The record is from RefSeq and is a predicted model, not a curated record.